Stereum hirsutum FP-91666 SS1 is the source of this 1485-nucleotide messenger RNA. RefSeq lists its product as uncharacterized. Bases 1 to 1485 code for a protein of 494 amino acids. The record is from RefSeq and is a predicted model, not a curated record. Lineage: Eukaryota; Fungi; Basidiomycota; Agaricomycetes; Russulales; Stereaceae. The transcript is spliced from 6 exons.
AUGCCUCCAAAGAAUCAGCGUGGUUGGUGGAGAGAGGAGUUCUAUGAUCACCCAGGUCUUGCCGCCAAGCUUCCUGACUCAUACACCACUGCGAAAUCAGACAAGUUCAAGUUGUUCUGCAAGAAAUGUCUCGAUUGGACCGUGGCGGAGACGAUCGUUAACGAUCAGAAGGAUGUCUCUGAAGGUACUAGGGAUGUUGCGCGUACCAAAGAUACCAUCACUGGCCAGCGUACUGCUGGGUUCUCACUGCGCUGGGUCGACGACCCGGAGUGGAUUCGGUUCUGCUCACUCUUCCUCCCUGAGGCACGUCUCGUCACACGCAAGGUGGCUGGAGGGCUGGGUACUGUGCAGGAGGAUGGGUGGACAGGGUUGAAUAAGCUCAAUCUCCUGGCCUUCAUGGUAAACGCUAAACGCACGGUUCAUUCCGUCCGCGUUAUCGAUGCCUCAGCAGAGCGCAAGACCGCCGAAGUUCUUCUUGCGCAUAUGCUCGAAGUAAUGGACACGUUGAAGGUCGACUGGAAGAUCACUGUUGUCGCCUUCACAACAGAUGCAUCCGGAGAGAGCAAGAAAGCUCGAAAGCUGCUCAAAGCUCGUCAUCCCGAGCUCGUUGUUCCGAACUGUUUUGCACAUCAGAUCAAUCUCGUCGUCGGCGACUACUUUCGGAGCCGUGGUACCAGCUCGAACUUCCUCCUUUAUGCUGAUAGCGCCACAGACCUCAUCACUUGGCUUCGAAGCCACACGUUCAUCCUCGCGCUCCUACGUGAGGUCCAGCACUCCACCACCGGUCACAUUCUCACUGUCCUCCGUGCCGUUCUCACACGCUGGACUUCCCACUACCUAGCUUAUCGCCGUUUGCUCGAGCUUUAUCCUUCGCUCCUAUUGCUCGUCCGUGAGGAUGAAGGCCGUGGCGAGCGUAACAGUCGCAUGAUCAUGGGGGAUGCAGAUGCGAAGAGAAAAUCAAAGCAGAUGAUUGCGUUGAUUAAGGACGGUCUUUUCUGGCACUCGCUGACGCGGAUUAAGGUUCAACUCGAACCUCUUGCAAUAGCCGCAAAUAUCACUCAGGAGGCGAGCUGCCGUCUCGAUGAAGUCUUGCUCACGUUCGGCACUCUAUACCACUGGUUCCACCAACUUCACGAGGAUGCAGAUCAGAGUGUUCGUAUCGCUGUGGAGGCGAGCUUGUCAAAACGCUGGCGUGAUAGUGAACAGGAAGUUUAUCGAGCAGCGCUAACACUUAAUCCAGACUUUCAGAUUGCGCCUUUCCAGCGUCGUCCUUGGUGCUCUGAUGCGGGACUACUGGUCCUCUUCACUGGCCUUUGGAAGCGCUUUUGGCCAACUGAAGAGCCUCCUCGCUCUCUGUACGGUGAUAUCAAGGAUUAUACUCACCAUCGUGGUCGUUACCGAGCACUUCCCGUUAUAGUACAGGCCAUCAAGCAGGCUGCGGAAGACGACGUACGCACUCCCUUCCAGCCUUUUUGUUUAUACUAA